AUGGCCGCCAAGCGUAUCUCCUCGACCGCCCUGCGGCUCGCCGUCCGCUCCGCAUGCGGCACCGUCGCUCCCCACCCGGCACUGGCGGCUGCUGCCGCCACUGCCGCAAAGCCCAUGCAGAUCCGUGCCCUCUCCGCCUCUGCCCGGAGGGCCAGUGAUACCCUCAUGGUGCACCGCCACACCCCCGACAACAACCCCGACCUGCCGUUCAAGUUCUCGGCCGAAAACGAGCAGGUCAUUGCAGAGAUCCUCAAGCGCUACCCGCCCCAGUACAAGAAGGCCGCGGUCAUGCCGCUGCUCGAUGUCGGCCAGCGGCAGCACGGCUUCACGAGCAUCAGCGUCAUGAACGAGGUGGCGCGUCUGCUGGAGAUGCCGCCCAUGCGCGUCUACGAGGUGGCGUCGUUUUACACAAUGUACAACCGGACGCCGGUGGGCAAGUUCUUUGUCCAGGCAUGCACGACGCGAGCGAGGAAAGAAAAUAAGCGAGUGAGCGAAGCGAGCGAGGAAAACAACAGAAGAAGCGAGCGAGCGAAGCGAGCGAGGACAGAAGAAGAGGAGAUGCGAACUCCGUGCCAGCUCGGAGGCUGCGGCAGCGACGCUGUGGUCAAGGCGAUCACAGAGCACCUGGGCAUCACGGCGGGCCACACGACGGCGGACGGCCUGUUUACGUUCAUCGAGGUGGAGUGCCUGGGCGCGUGCGUCAACGCGCCGAUGAUCCAGAUCAACGACGACUACUACGAGGACCUGACGCCCGAGACGGUCAAGGCGCUGCUGGACGGCCUCAAGGCGUCGGCGCUCGACACGACGGGCAAGACGCCCUUGCCAAAGGCGGGCCCGCUGUCCGGCCGCGACACCUGCGAGAACAGCGCAGGCCUGACGUCGCUGACAAGCAAGCCGUGGGGCACGGAGACGACCCGGAGUGACCUGUAG
This is a messenger RNA of Sporothrix schenckii 1099-18, 930 nucleotides long. RefSeq names its product NADH dehydrogenase (ubiquinone) flavoprotein 2. The coding region runs from base 1 to 930 and encodes 309 amino acids. The record is from RefSeq and is a predicted model, not a curated record. NCBI's taxonomy places the organism in Eukaryota, Fungi, Ascomycota, Sordariomycetes, Ophiostomatales, Ophiostomataceae. Gene Ontology annotation, molecular function: NADH dehydrogenase activity. The transcript has 4 exons.